AAACCCUUCCACCUAUAUUUCAAGAACCCUAAAGCUUAUAAAACUAGCAAAUGUUUAUCAACAAGUUAUCCAAAGAUCCUAUAUUCCAUAUAUAUUCUCUACAUAUAAGCAACAAUAAAUGUUUCUUGCAACACUGAGCAACAACAAAUUAGCUAGCUAGGUUUCCCAUGUCCCUUGGAGAGAAAUCAGAAAUCAACUUUUUCUCUUCUUUGGGAAGUUCUUUUAGUUAUUCAAUUUUCACACACUUCUUAAAUCUAGCUUUUCAUGUGUUUGUUUGACAAAGGAAAAAGUGGUGCAAAAGAAAAGUUUUAUUUUUUCCCUUCUUUCAACUUUUCUUAACAAGUUUCAAGCUCUACCUAGCUAGGAUUUUCUUUGAACUUGUCAAAUCCUUGAAGUUUUUAGUUGAAGAAGCAAACAAAUCUUUAGCGUAGUUGGAAAAAAAAAACAAAUAAGAAAUGGAAGAUGAAGUGAAGGAAGAGACUCUACCACCAGGAUUUCGUUUUCAUCCUACUGAUGAAGAGCUUAUAACUUAUUAUCUUGUGAACAAGAUUUCUGAUUCUACUAAUUUUACUGCAAGGGCUAUUGGCGAUGUCGAUCUUAACAAAUCUGAGCCUUGGGAUCUUCCAGGAAAGGCGAAAAUAGGAGAAAACGAAUGGUAUUUCUUCAGCCUUCGAGAUAGGAAGUAUCCAACAGGAGUCAGAACAAAUCGAGCAACAAACACUGGAUACUGGAAAACUACUGGCAAAGACAAGGAGAUCUUCAAUAGCUCAACAUCAGAAUUGGUUGGUAUGAAGAAAACAUUGGUUUUUUAUAGAGGAAGAGCUCCAAGAGGAGAGAAGACCAAUUGGGUAAUGCAUGAAUAUAGGAUCCACUCCAAAUCCUCCUAUAGAACACACAAGCAAGAUGAAUGGGUGGUUUGCCGAGUAUUCCAAAAAAGUGCAGGAGGCAAAAAGUACCCUUGUAACAAUUCAAGGGCAGUUAAUAUGAACCCCUACACUCUUGAGAUCAAUCCAAGCACCAUGUCCUCACAAAUUAUUCAAGCUGAUCAUAUUCAAGGCUUCCAAUUAGCCAUGGGAAGAGGUUACAUGAACCAUGCAGAUGCAGAAAUUCAAGAAUUCAAUAGGGUUUUUCGAGGCGGUUCGUCCUCGUCUAACAUGAGCUUCCCAGUUCAAUCCCAGAUGAAUUACUCUAAUUUAGGUGGAGGAGGAGGUAAUUAUUUCACUAUUUCAGGCUUGAACUUAAAUCUUGGUAGUGAUGCCACCACAUCUCAGCCUACUUUAAGGCCAAUGCUGCCACCACAAGUCAUGAACCAGCAAGAUAUGAUGACAACUGAGGCUGGUUAUGGUUCAGAUAUGAAUAAUAGUGGAAAUACUAUGAAUAGAUUCAUGGCCGUCGAGAAUUGUGCUGAUAAUUUGGAGAACUAUUGGUCUCCUUAUUGAUCUAUAACGAUUUUCAGGCUAUGUUUUUCAAAUCCUCCAAAAAUAAUACAGAUCCGACAAGAGAUAUUACAACAUUUUUAGAGGAUCCUAUCAACAUAACUUCCAAAUAGAAGAUCAUCUAAUAUAAUAGGACAAGUUUUAUCUUAAAUUAAGUAGCUAGUUUGGCUAUAUAGAUAGAUCUAUUUUCUUCUAAAGUUAUUACUAGUACUUCUAUAUUUGAUAGGAAAUAAACUCACCAUCUGUUUUUUUUUUAAGAAAAAUAGGUUUUUGCUUUGUCACUCUCAAGAUCCUGUUGUUUUUCUACCUGUGCAAAUUGGUUGACAAUGUUAAAGCUAAGGAAUUGUUUGAUGGAUCGGAAAAGAUUUUAUUUUUCUUCUGUUA
Nicotiana tabacum (common tobacco) is the source of this 1820-nucleotide messenger RNA. RefSeq names its product NAC domain-containing protein 92-like. Gene Ontology annotation, molecular function: DNA binding. Lineage: Eukaryota; Viridiplantae; Streptophyta; Magnoliopsida; Solanales; Solanaceae. The record is from RefSeq and is a predicted model, not a curated record. Gene Ontology annotation, biological process: regulation of DNA-templated transcription.